Messenger RNA from Nematolebias whitei (Rio pearlfish), 1786 nucleotides. It is a transcript of the gene klf11a, whose product is annotated as Kruppel-like factor 11a. Gene Ontology annotation, molecular function: DNA-binding transcription factor activity, RNA polymerase II-specific; RNA polymerase II cis-regulatory region sequence-specific DNA binding. Gene Ontology annotation, biological process: regulation of transcription by RNA polymerase II. Lineage: Eukaryota; Metazoa; Chordata; Actinopteri; Cyprinodontiformes; Rivulidae. Bases 88 to 1419 code for a protein of 443 amino acids. The transcript is spliced from 4 exons. The record is from RefSeq and is a predicted model, not a curated record.
AGCUGAAGCUCGGUUCUGUUGGCAGAAGCUCAGCGCUCCUUCUCCUCCGCGCACCUCCGCCUCACUUCCAGCUCCUCUUCCGCCUCCAUGCUCGGCUUCGCGGCGGAGCGCCCCUGGCAGGUUGACCACGUGAACAAGCAGGCGUCGGCGGCCAUGGAGCAGAAGCCGUGCGUCGAGUACCACGACCUGGAGGCUGCCGAGGCGCUGGUCAGCAUGAGCUUCUGGUGUCAAAGGCCACAGAAGCCCCGCCCACUGACCCCCACCUCCGACUCCUGUGACUCCAUCCAGCUCCAGCCGGAGAGGGGGGACACUCCCAAAGACCUGAUCGCCCUGUCCUCACUGUGCAUGACUCCGCCUCAGAGUCCGAGCUUCGCCGAAGCCUCCACCACGACUGUCCUCACCACGACCUCUGCUCUAAGCCCCGCCUCCAGACAUGUCUUGCUCCGCCCCGGUCUCGCCUCCCCCCCGAUCACCUCGGAGACGUCAGUGCUCCCACUCCCCGCCGAGUCCUCCUGCGUGGCUCCGCCCAGCAAAGCCAUGGCCACCAGCGUCAUCCGCCACACGGCCGACAGCCUGGGCGUUCCCGCCCCGCCUCCUUCCGCCCUGCCCACGGAAACGUUUGUGACGCCUCCAGAGGACCCGCCCUCUUUGUCCCCCGUCAGCCCGCCUUCCCCCCCCCACGCCGCCUCGCCGUCUUCCUCCGCGCUCGCCUCCUCGCCCGUCCUCUGCCAGGUGUUCCCGGUAAGCAGCCAGGCGGGGAUGAUCUCUGCCUUCGUCCAGGCUCCGGUUCAGGUCCAGACUCAGGGGGGGCCCAAACCCAUCCUGCCCCAGACCCCUCCUCCUGGCUUUGCCCAGCCCCUGCUGGUGGGCUCCACGGUGCCGCAGGGGACCGUCAUGUUCGUGGUGCCGCAGGCGUCCGUGUCCCAGCAGCCCCAGGGCCCACAGACUGUCAUGACCCUGGGCAACACCAAGCUCCUCCCCCUGGCCCCCGCCCCCGUCUACAUGCCGUCUGGAGGCAACGGCGGCGCCACGCAGGCCGAGUUCUCCCGCAGACGCAACUACGUGUGCACCUUCCCCGGCUGCAAGAAGACGUACUUCAAGAGUUCCCACCUGAAGGCUCACCUGCGCACGCACACAGGUGAAAAGCCGUUCAGCUGCCACUGGGAGGGCUGCGACAAGAAGUUCGCCCGCUCCGACGAGCUCUCCCGCCACCGCCGGACGCACACGGGCGAGAAGAAGUUCGUGUGCACCGUGUGCGACCGCCGCUUCAUGCGCAGCGACCACCUGACCAAACACGCCCGGCGGCACAUGACGAGCAAGAGGGCGUCCUCGUGGCCCGCCGACACUCGAGACCUCGCCAAGAGCCAGAACAGGGGCCCCGCACUUCCUGUUGGCGUGCUGGUCCCCGCCGCCAACUGAGAGGCUCGGGGCCGGCUCAGGACUCUUGGGGGGGUCAGACUCUAAACUGUGACUGGGAGACUCGAUGGGCACCACCUGCUACAUCAGGACGUUUCUCCACCGUCUGCUGGUCCGGGCUGCGUUUACACGACUCAGAACCGGGUCACGUCACCCGCUGAGCUUCCUGUAGAGACGUGCGCCCAGACCCGCUCUGCAAACACGCACACAUUCGUAUCAGAUCCAAGUGCUGCCAUAACCCGGACCGGGUCCUUCAGCGUGGGGGGGCACGCCUCCCCCGCCUUCUCAGGACAUUUUCUUACCACAACCACAAAACUCUGAACAGGAAGGAGGCGACCGGCUGCUGCUCGUCCACACGGAACCAACAGAA